GGCCCCUUCUCCCUCACAGCUCCGCAGGCUGCUCGUGGGUCCUGACCCGCUGUGCCCGCCGCCGGAGGAGGAGGCAGGCUCUGACCCGACCGAGGCCCGGCUGCGGCGCGGCUCUUGGAACAUGGCGACCUGUGUGUGGCUCAUCCUGGAAGGAGGUGACUGUGGUCGUUGUGAUGCCUAAGAAUCAAGUGUGACGUUCCCCCAGGGACUUCAUGGUGUUCUCCUCCAUCCUCUUCACACCAUUGCACCACGUGGCUCCUGAACAUGGGGGAAAAUGAAGAUGAGAAGCAGGCCCAGGCUGGGCAGGUCUUUGAGAACUUCGUCCAGGCAUCCACCUGUAAAGGCACACUCCAGGCCUUCAACAUCCUUACGCGACACCUGGACCUGGACCCUCUGGACCACAGAAACUUUUAUUCCAAGCUCAAGGCCAAGGUGACUACCUGGAAGGCCAAGGCCCUGUGGUACAAGUUGGACAAGCGUGGCUCCCACAAAGAGUACAACCGGGGGAAGUCAUGUCUGAACACCAAGUGUCUCAUCAUUGGAGGAGGACCCUGUGGUUUGCGCACUGCCAUUGAACUUGCAUACCUGGGAGCCAAAGUGGUUGUGGUAGAGAAGAGGGACACCUUCUCCCGGAACAAUGUGCUGCACCUCUGGCCAUUCACCAUCCAUGAUCUGCGAGGCCUGGGAGCCAAGAAGUUCUAUGGGAAAUUCUGUGCUGGCUCCAUUGAUCACAUCAGCAUUCGUCAGUUGCAGCUCAUCCUAUUCAAGGUGGCGCUGAUGUUGGGAGUUGAAAUCCAUGUGAAUGUGGAGUUUGUGAAGGUUAUAGAACCUCCUGAAGAUCAAGAAAAUCAAAAAAUCGGCUGGCGGGCAGAAUUUCUCCCUGCAGACCACUCUCUCUCAGAGUUUGAGUUUGAUGUCAUCAUUGGUGCCGAUGGCCGCAGGAACACUCUGGAAGGGUUCAGAAGAAAAGAAUUCCGUGGGAAGCUGGCUAUUGCAAUCACUGCCAACUUCAUAAACAGAAACAGCACAGCUGAGGCCAAGGUGGAAGAGAUUAGUGGUGUGGCUUUCAUCUUCAAUCAGAAGUUUUUUCAGGACCUUAAAGAAGAAACAGGGAUUGAUCUUGAGAACAUUGUUUACUACAAGGACUCCACCCACUAUUUUGUCAUGACCGCCAAGAAGCAGAGCCUGCUCGACAAAGGUGUCAUCAUUAAUGACUACAUCGACACAGAGGCACUGCUGUGUGCAGAUAACGUGAACCAGGAUAACCUGCUCGCCUACGCCCGAGAAGCAGCAGACUUUGCCACCAAUUACCAACUGCCAUCUUUAGACUUUGCCAUGAACCAUUAUGGGCAGCCAGAUGUCGCCAUGUUCGACUUCACCUCUAUGUACGCCUCAGAGAAUGCAGCCCUAGUGCGCGAACGUCAGUCACACCAGCUGCUCGUGGCCCUGGUGGGCGACAGCUUGCUCGAGCCAUUUUGGCCCAUGGGCACAGGGUGUGCCCGAGGUUUCCUGGCAGCCUUUGACACAGCGUGGAUGGUGAAGAGCUGGCACCAGGGCACUCCACCCCUGAAACUUCUGGCUGAAAGAGAAAGCCUCUACCGGUUGUUACCUCAGACAACCCCAGAGAACAUCAACAAGAACUUUGAGCAAUACACGUUGGACCCCGGGACCCGGUACCCAAACCUCAACUCAAACUGCGUCAGGCCGCAUCAGGUGCAGCACUUAUAUGUCACCAAGGAGCUGGAACAAUUCCCUCUCGAGAGAAUGGGCUCAUUGAGAAGAUCUGCCACCCUCUCCAGGCGGGAGUCGGACAUCCGGCCCAACAAGCUCCUAACCUGGUGCCAGCAGCAGACAGAGGGCUACCAGCAUGUCAGUGUCACUGACCUGACCACAUCCUGGCGGAGUGGCCUGGCGCUCUGUGCUAUCAUCCACCGCUUCCGGCCUGAACUAAUCAACUUUGACUCUUUGAAUGAAGAUGACGCUGUGGAGAACAACCAGCUGGCAUUUGAUGUCGCUGAGCGUGAAUUUGGCAUCCCCCCAGUGACCACAGGCAAAGAGAUGGCAUCUGCCCAGGAGCCUGACAAGCUCAGCAUGGUCAUGUACCUCUCCAAGUUCUAUGAACUUUUCCGGGGCACCCCGCUAAGGCCUGUGGAUUCUUGGGGCAAAAUCUAUAGAGAAAAUGCUGACCUUGGCUUGACCAAAUCAUCCUUCUCUCAUAAUUAUCUCAAUCUCACGUUUCCAAGGAAAAGGACCCCACGGGUGGACAGCCAGACUCAAGAGAAUGACAUGAACAAACGAAGGCGGAAAGGCUUCAACAACCUGGAUGAGCGUUCAGCCUUUUCCAGCCGGAGCGUAGGCUCCCAUCAAGAGGGCAGCGGCAAUAAAGAAGGUAGAAAUCAGAACAAAGUCAAGUCCAUGGCAAACCAGCUCCUGGCCAAGUUUGAGGAGAACUCACGGAACCCCUCUCUGCAGAAGCAGGAACGUCACGUCUCAGGGAUAGGUAAGCCGGUCCUGUGCUCUUCCUCUGACCCUCCUGUUCACUCUCGCUGCCCCAAGCCAGAGGAGCUCACGCCCAGCCCAUCACCUCCUCUGAAAAGGCAGUUCUCCCCGGUGGUGGUGACCGGGCAUGUGCUCCGAGAGUUAAAUCAAGUGUCCACUGGUGGCGAGCGCCCAGGCAGGCCCUGGAGAGCCAGAACCAAGUCUGACCUGCAGCUAACAGGGCCAGAACAUCCUGCUGGGCUGCCCGCCACCUGCCAGGGAGCGCUGGCCCUCUCUGGGGUGCUGCGACGGCUGCAGCAAGUGGAGGAAAAGAUUCUCCAGAAGAAAGCUCAGAAUUUGGCCAACAGGGAAUUUCACACAAAGAACAUUAAGGAGAAGGCAGCUCACCUUGCCUCCAUGUUUGGACAUGGGGAGUUCCCACAGAAUAAACUUCUCUCUAAAGGCCUGUCUCAUCCUCAUUCUCCAUCUUCUCCUUCCUGCCUUCCAUCUCCUGAUCCAGCUGCUCCUUCCUCUCCAUCGACUGCUGACUCUAUUUCUCCUGCCAAAAAGCUGACGGUAGGGAAAGUGUCCAGCGGAAUAGGGGCUGCAGCUGAAGUCCUGGUCAAUCUGUACAUGAAUGAUCACAGACCUAAGGCCCAGGCCACCUCUCCGGACCUGGAUUCCAUGCGAAAGACGUUUCCCAUAAACCUGGGAGGCAGCGACACCUGUUUCUUCUGCAAGAAGCGCGUGUACGUGAUGGAGCGGCUGAGCGCAGAAGGCCACUUCUUCCACCGAGAGUGUUUCCGCUGCAGCCUCUGCGCCACCUCCUUGCGCCUGGCGGCCUACGCCUUUGAUGGCGAUGAAGGCAAGUUUUACUGCAAGCCUCAUUUCAUUCACUGUAAGACCAGUAGUAAGCAGCGGAAGAGACGGGCAGAGCUAAAGCAACAAAGAGAGGAGGGGGGACCGUGGAAAGAGCAAGAGGCCCCUCGACGCGACACGCCCAAGGAAAGUUCUUGCGCCGUGGCCGCCAUCGGCACACCUGAAGGCAGCCCCCCAGUUCAUUUCAGUCUUCCAGUGCUACACCCACUUCUUGGCUGACACACUUCUGCUCUGAGAGUGUCCCUCCCUUUAUAGAAUGUCAACCAAAGAGUGCCCUCCUCCCCUGUCCGUCUACUAGCUAGGCGCGCAUUUCAGCACUACGCAUGUUUGUGACCUGUGGUAGUCAUUUCCAGUGCCACCCCAACCCUGUAUUUUGCACACAGCAAACAAUGUGUAGCUUUAUUUAUGGUAUUUGAUGCUGUAAAUGAAAAUAAAUAUGGUUCUUUAU
Molecule: messenger RNA, 3805 nt
Organism: Condylura cristata (star-nosed mole)
Lineage: Eukaryota; Metazoa; Chordata; Mammalia; Eulipotyphla; Talpidae
Gene: MICAL2
Product: microtubule associated monooxygenase, calponin and LIM domain containing 2
Molecular function (GO): FAD binding; protein binding
Source: RefSeq, a predicted model, not a curated record